Molecule: messenger RNA, 1011 nt
Organism: Myripristis murdjan (pinecone soldierfish)
Lineage: Eukaryota; Metazoa; Chordata; Actinopteri; Holocentriformes; Holocentridae
Product: olfactory receptor 52K2-like
Exons: 1
Coding region: 1-1011 (336 amino acids)
Biological process (GO): G protein-coupled receptor signaling pathway
Cellular component (GO): plasma membrane
Molecular function (GO): olfactory receptor activity; G protein-coupled receptor activity
Source: RefSeq, a predicted model, not a curated record
AUGCUGGAGGCGUCACCGGACAGGAACUCCUCCCACAGCUCCUUUGUGUUCCUGGGCUUCCCGGCGCUGCAGGCGCACCACCGGCUGCUCUCGCUGCCGCUGUCCGUCUCCUACGCCUCCGUGCUGCUCGGCAACUCGCUGCUGAUCUGCAUCAUCAGGAGGGUGGAGAGCCUCCACAGCCCCAUGUACAUCCUCAUCUCGGCGCUGUGCGUGGCCGACAUCGUCGUGGCCACCGUCAUCGUCCCCAACAUGCUGCUGAGCUUCCUGUUCGACUGGGACGAUAUCUCGCUGGCGGGCUGCCUGGCUCAGAUGUUUUUCACGCACUUCCUGUCCUCGGUGGAGUCGACUCUGCUCCUGGCGAUGGCCCUGGACCGCUACGUGGCCAUCUGCAAGCCACUGCAUUAUGGCGACAUCAUCAACGCCUCCAUGUUCCUCAAGCUGUUGCUGUUCACGGCGAUCCGGAGCGGCUCCAUCAUGCUGACGCUGGUCGGGUUGGCGAGCUCGCUGUCUUUCUGCGGCUCCAACGUCAUCCGCCACUGCUACUGCGACCACAUGGCGCUGGUCAGCCUGGCAUGCGGCAGCACCGACAGAAACGACGCCAUGGGCUUGGCCGUGAUCGCCUGCUUCGUGGGCAUGGACAUCACGCUCAUCAUCUUCUCCUAUGUGAAGAUCCUGAGCGUCGUCCUGCGAGCGGCGGCUGGCGAGGACCGCUGGAAGGCGUUUCACACCUGCGGCACCCACCUGAUGGUCAUGAUGUGUUUCUAUCUGGUGGGCAGCAUCACCUUCCUCUCCCGCAACCUGCACAUCCCCAUCCCGACGGACGUCAACACCUUCAUGGGAAUUUUGUACAUUCUGUUCCCAGCGACCGUAAAUCCCAUCAUCUAUGGAGUUCGCACCAGGGAGAUAAGAAACGGCUUUUUUAGGAUGUUUAAAAUGCAGCAACAGAAAAUAGUUACUGUAAAGAUUUCCACCAUCAAGGUUUCUCCUGCGACAAAAGGGCACGAAACAUGA